This is a messenger RNA of Cryphonectria parasitica EP155, 471 nucleotides long. RefSeq lists its product as uncharacterized. The transcript has 4 exons. NCBI's taxonomy places the organism in Eukaryota, Fungi, Ascomycota, Sordariomycetes, Diaporthales, Cryphonectriaceae. Bases 1 to 471 code for a protein of 156 amino acids. The record is from RefSeq and is a predicted model, not a curated record.
AUGGCUAUCUCUCUCCCGCUCUCCAUCGUGCCCUCAAACGUCCCCUUCAGCCUCGUGGGCCCCAGUCUGCCUACUACACUCGUGGUAGAUACCGACUCGUUCCAGGGACCGUCCACCUCCACCCUCUGGAAGGCCCACGGCACCAUGACAGCCAUGAUUCCAGACGCCACGUCUUCAUCCAGCUGGUCGACCACCGCGGCAUCCAUAGCAACCACGGAUCCUACCGAGGGAUCACAGACGGCAGUGGGUAGCGUCGAGAGUUCCGUGUCUAGCUCCGGCCCUGCUGUUCUUCCUACGAAUCUGGCAGGGGAGUCUGCCGCUGCUCAGGGGGCGAGGGCGAGGAGAGCGGCAGACAAGGCCUCGAUGGCGUUCUUGGCUCUGUGCCUUAUUGCUGAGUUGAGUGCGUUUGGAUAUGAAAGUACGCCUGGUGUUAACAUGGAGAUAUUUGAAGUGGAAAAUCUCGGCACCUGA